AUGGCUGCGCUGGCUGCGCGGUGCUUGGGCACCAUAUGCAAUCAUCUGCGACCGGCGCACGGGCAGCAGUCGUCCUGCCUGACCGUCGGCUGCGCUAGCCAGGGAGAAGGGUCGACAUCCCCCGCUGGCUGCACGGUGCAUGGGCACCAUAUGCAAUCAUCUGCGGCCGGCGCACGGGCAGCAGUCGUCCUGCCUGGGCGGCCUGCAGCCCGUGCUGGCGCGUGCAGGCUCGGCCCCGUCAGGAGCCACGCCAGCGAAUUCUCCAGCCCGGGAGGCAUGGGCCAGUCGGUCUGUGUACUGUCGGCCAUGAUGGGCGCCUUUCAUCCAAUAUAUGAUUUCUUUUUGUUUGACCAUCGCGUGGACCCGCGGUUCUUUCACGGCAGCUGA
This is a messenger RNA of Prorocentrum cordatum, 387 nucleotides long. NCBI's taxonomy places the organism in Eukaryota, Dinophyceae, Prorocentrales, Prorocentraceae. The record is from the annotation of a GenBank genome assembly.